Messenger RNA from Trichomonas vaginalis G3, 1287 nucleotides. RefSeq names its product ribonuclease inhibitor domain-containing protein. The transcript has a single exon. The record is from RefSeq and is a predicted model, not a curated record. Bases 1 to 1287 code for a protein of 428 amino acids. NCBI's taxonomy places the organism in Eukaryota, Parabasalia, Trichomonadida, Trichomonadidae.
AUGUCGUUGACACUUGUAGAUAUUGGAAGUUCAGUAUCUGAAUAUACUGUUCCAAGAGAUAUCGUAAGUAUUGCUAAUGGUACGUCUAAUCAAUAUUUUGCAUUAAAAUCAAUUCAAACAUUAAGAAAAGUUUCUUUCGAAAGUCCAUCAUCACUUACAUAUCUUGGUCACUAUUCGUUCUAUCACUGCACUCAUCUAUCGGAAGUUGAUUUAUCUAACUGUAGCUCCCUUGAAAAUAUUGGAUCUUUUUGUUUUGCAAAAUGCUAUUCAUUGUCACGUGUAAUUUUUCCCACAAAGUCAAAACUUGAGAUUUUAGGUAUUUCAGCUUUUUGUGAAGUUGAUUCAGUAUCAUCUUAUUCAUUUCCAUCAUCAUUAAGGCAUAUUAAUGGUGAAUCAAUGGAAUAUGGAUGUUUUUCAUAUUAUCAAGGCAAUGAAUUGAGAUUUAAUGAAGGUUUACUGUCAAUAGGCUCAUGUGCUUGCAUUUACGCAUAUUGUAAAUAUAUAUAUUUACCAUCAUCUCUAACAAUGCUACAUCCAUAUGCUUUUAUAUGCACUCCAAAUUUGAUUGAGAUAUUUGGUGGCGAAUCUAUAUCUUAUUCGAUUGUUGAGAAAGCAUUGCUUAGCCAUGAUGAAACUAUUUUAUAUGCAUACCCUGCGCAAAUUAAUGGUACAUAUUAUGUUCAGAGUACUGUGAAAAUUAUUAGCUUCGAUUGUUUUUGUUUCUCAAGAUUACAAGAAAUAAUUAUUCCAGGAUUAUGCAUUGAAUUUAAAGGUACUCCUUUUUUUCAUAUGAAGAGUCUUACUUAUUUGAGAAUUCCAAAGAGUGUUAUUAAAAUGCCAUCAGAAGUAAUAGAUGAUUGUCCUAACUUGAAAAAUUUGACUAUAGAAUUGGAGAAUAUCUUAAAUCUUAAUUAUCAGUCUGUUGAGGUUAUGACUCUCGGAAAUGAAACAAAAGUCAUCAAUGAAUAUGCCUUCACGAGUGCUGUGAAUUUGAGAUUUAUUAUCAUUCCUCCUUCUGUCACCAACAUUGGAAUUGGUGCUUUCCAGGGUUUGAAAAUGCUUCAAUGCGUGAGAAUUUAUGGCCAGCCAAUAAUUGGGAACUCGGCUUUUCUGAGCACAAGAAUCUCUUGUGGUGUGGAUUGUUAUUCGUCUUUGAUUGAUCCUCUAAUCGCCUCUGGAAUAAAUAGAAACUCGUUCAAUUAUUGCUGUGUAAUACAUGCAUUUCAAAACAAUGCAUGUUUCCGGAUGUUAUUUGAUAUCUAUUCUUUCAUAUUUCUCCUUAUAUAA